AUGAGUUUUGAAGAAGAUUUUGAUUUUGAAGAAGAAUUUAGUUUUGAAGAAGUUUUUAAAUGUAAUUAUGAAGAUUGUAAUGGAGAUGGUGGUAAUAUUCAACGAAGACCUAAGGCUAAAGUUAAGUCAUCACAAGAUAUUUAUAAUUUAAUAAAUGAUAAUAUAAAAUCUUAUAAUAAUAGAAAAAUUCAAAAUGGAUAUGAUGAAAUGGAUCAUUAUGAAACAUCGUCUAAUUAUUUAUCUAAUGUUGAAUUACAUUUUUCUGGAAUGAGUAAAGAAAUAGGAAAUUUAAGAAAAAGAUUAAAAAAUCCUAAUAUGAAUACAAGAAGUAAAAAUAUGUUUAAUCGAUUAGUUAGUAGAUAUAAUGAAAAUAUAAUUGAUUAUAAUCAUAAAUUAAAAAUGUUUAAAAGAAUGGAAGGUCAUAGAACAAAACGUCAAUUAAAAAAUUUAGAUAAUGGAUAUGGAACUGUAAAACAACCUAAAAACUGA
Funneliformis caledonium is the source of this 489-nucleotide messenger RNA. The record is from the annotation of a GenBank genome assembly. Lineage: Eukaryota; Fungi; Glomeromycota; Glomeromycetes; Glomerales; Glomeraceae.